AUGGACCAAUUCGCCUCUCCAAGCGGACCCAACCCCCUUGGGAGCCGGCCUGGCCCGACGCCAAAGCACGUGCUCAAGCUGGGUCGACUCACGAAAAUAGGCGUUCCGGUGAUCGCCGUCGUGGGCCUUGGCUAUGGUGUUUCCACCUUCCUGGAGGCCCAGCGUCGUGUGCAACAACAGACAUUGCAAGAGGAAGAGCGUUUACGGAAAAAUGCCCAGCUGCUGGAUGCUUAUGGCGACAAGAGCAGUCUAGAAGAUAUGCAGAGGGCGUUGGAACACUAUCAUAAGGUGCGUCGGCCUCGAUCAACACGAAAGCCGCCAUACUGA
Talaromyces proteolyticus is the source of this 327-nucleotide messenger RNA. RefSeq lists its product as uncharacterized. The record is from RefSeq and is a predicted model, not a curated record. Bases 1 to 327 code for a protein of 108 amino acids. The transcript is spliced from 2 exons. NCBI's taxonomy places the organism in Eukaryota, Fungi, Ascomycota, Eurotiomycetes, Eurotiales, Trichocomaceae.